Oikopleura dioica is the source of this 2166-nucleotide messenger RNA. The record is from the annotation of a GenBank genome assembly. Lineage: Eukaryota; Metazoa; Chordata; Appendicularia; Copelata; Oikopleuridae.
AUGUCAAAUAGUCGCGGGACAUCAUCUUUGCGCGAAGAUCGACAGGAUGGCGGACGGCGACGGUCUCACGCUAACGAUGACGCCCACAUCGGAAAGUAUAAGCUUAUCAAAACCAUCGGCAAAGGCAACUUCGCCAAAGUCAAGCUUGCCAAACACCUGCUGACUGGUCGCGAUGUCGCAAUUAAAGUCAUCAACAAAAAAGAGAUGUCAACGACGAACCUGAGUAAACUGAUGCGUGAAGUAAGGAUAAUGAAGAUGCUCCACCAUCCUCACGUCGUUCAACUCUUCGAAGUGAUUGAAACGCGGGAGACUCUUCACCUCGUCAUGGAAUAUGCCAACGGCGGCGAGGUUUUCGACUACCUAGUUGCACAUGGAAAGAUGAAGGAAAACGAAGCACGUGUCAAAUUCCGUCAAAUCGUGUCCGCUGUCCAAUACAUGCACCAGAAACGUAUCGUGCACCGAGAUUUAAAGGCCGAAAAUCUACUUCUCGACAGCGAAAUGAACAUAAAAAUCGCUGAUUUCGGUUUUUCAAACGAAUUCACUCCUGGAACGAAAUUGGACACGUUCUGCGGCUCACCGCCCUACGCCGCGCCCGAACUCUUCCAGGGCAAAAAGUACGAUGGCCCCGAGGUCGACGUCUGGUCGCUUGGCGUCAUCCUAUAUACUCUCGUUUCCGGCAGUCUGCCCUUCGACGGCCAGAAUCUGAAGGAGCUACGCGAGCGCGUCCUCCGCGGCAAAUACAGAAUUCCCUUUUACAUGAGCACAGACUGCGAAAACCUCCUCAAACGCUUCCUUGUCCUGAACCCGCUGAAACGAGGUGUACUUAGUAAUAUUAUGAACGAAAGGUGGAUGAAUAUAAAACACGAAGAAGACCCUUUGAAGCCUUUCGUCGAGCCUGAUCCAAAUGAGUCUAUAGAUGAAUCAAGAAUAGAAAAAAUGUUAACAUACGGAUACAAUCGCGAAGAAAUCAUUCAUUCUGUUGUCAAUCGAAUGUACGACGCAAGAUACGCUACAUACAUGUUACUAGGAACCAAAGAACCUGAGAUCGACGAUAGCGAUCGUCCUGCCAGUGCAACGAGUAAAGGCACUGCUGAGAAGGCCGCCUCGCCGUCGACUUCGCCUACCAGUACUGGUGCUGGCAAACCAAAAGACCCAAAAGCGAACAAACAAGUCAACCGAGCAAAUUCACAAUCACAUGCAUCAAGUCGCAAAAAUACCGGACUUGGUAGAUCACAUUCAGAAAAGCAACCGACGAAAAAGGAACCAAGGCCGCAUUCGAGGGAACCCGAAAUUCCGAAGCACUUUGGCGAUGAAAACACUCAUCUUCGGCAAAGGCCGGAUCAGUCAAGGCCCAACAGAAGUAGUCGGCCGUCGACUACACACACGUCGAUGGGCGCAGGCGAUUUCCGGCAUCCUUCUCAGAGACCGUCGUCUGCUGUACCGCGGGAUCACCACGCGACUUCUCGUUCUCCGGAGCCCAAAGCGGCUGGGCCAUUCGAUCGAAAGGACCAGAAUCGCCACACGAUUACGGGGAACAUUCACAAAGAACGAUCGCAAAAGCCGACUGGCAACAUCUCAUCAGCAGGUUCAUCGAAUCACGUAUCGCAAGGUGUCAACGCCGGACCUCAUGGACAUUCCUUCUUCAAAACACUUACACAUCGACUAUCAAGGCGAAAAUCGCUCCGUGAAAAACAUAAAAGGAAUCCUCCAGAGCGAAAUACGAGCUCAGUGGGGCACAACACAUCUCAUUCCUAUGGCGUGCCGACUCCCAGAGGCAGCUCACAAACUCCUGAUGCUGACCGAAAUUCCGAUACAAACUCGUACAGAGGAAACAAUACAAUUCUUGCCGAAGAUAGGCGAGCCAAGCCACGAUCGCUAAGAUUCACCUGGUCGAUGAAGACAACAAGCUCGAUGGACCCCUUUGACAUGGUUAAAGAGAUCAUACGAGCGUUAGAGGCUAACAAUUGCGACUUUGAACAGCGCGAACAAUUCCUUCUAUUCUGCGUUCACGGUGACGGAAGAGAUCACAACGUAGUUCAAUGGGAAAUGGAGGUCUGCAAACUGCCGCGGCUCAACCUGAACGGAGUUCGCUGUAAGCGAAUUUCUGGUACUUCAGUUGCCUUCAAGAACAUUGCCUCCAGAAUCACAGAUCAGCUGCAGCUGUAA